Messenger RNA from Racocetra fulgida, 171 nucleotides. The record is from the annotation of a GenBank genome assembly. Lineage: Eukaryota; Fungi; Glomeromycota; Glomeromycetes; Diversisporales; Gigasporaceae.
AUGUCCGCCAUCACAACUAAAAUCGUAGAAAAAUACAAUCUCAGCUCCGAGAUGAGUGUGAGCAAUCUCAGACAGUAUACCUCAGAGUUUCUCGAGAAUCUUACUGAUGAUAGAAAGCGGAAUCAGGCUCGCAGACGCCUUCGGGAUGGUUUUAAAUUUAGCAGUGAACAG